Messenger RNA from Oncorhynchus masou masou (cherry salmon), 4383 nucleotides. Its product is annotated as PDZ and LIM domain protein 7-like. Lineage: Eukaryota; Metazoa; Chordata; Actinopteri; Salmoniformes; Salmonidae. Gene Ontology annotation, molecular function: actin binding; muscle alpha-actinin binding. Bases 130 to 1419 code for a protein of 429 amino acids. Gene Ontology annotation, biological process: muscle structure development; heart development; actin cytoskeleton organization. The record is from RefSeq and is a predicted model, not a curated record. Gene Ontology annotation, cellular component: adherens junction; filamentous actin; Z disc. The transcript is spliced from 11 exons.
AAUGAACGUUGGUUGCUGCUUAAGAAAAAGAGAUCCACAGUGUUCCUGACGUCCAGGUUGAGGAAGUCUGAAGUUUACGUGUUUGAUUCACACAUUUCUUUCAGAUCUGAUCUACCGUAGGUCGACACGAUGUCCGGCGGUCCCCAUAAUGAUAAGGAGGCCAUGAGUAUAUACUGUAUAACCCUCCACGGCCCGGCACCAUGGGGCUUCAGACUUCAGGGAGGGAAGGACUUCAGCAUGCCCCUGACUGUGUCCAGGCUGACCCCCGGGGGUAAGGCCACUCAGGCCGGUGUGGGCGUGGGAGAUUGGGUGGUGUCCAUCGGGGAGACCAACGCAGAAGACAUGACCCAUGUGGAGGCACAGAACAAGAUCAGAGCAGCAGAGGAGUCUCUCACCCUCACCCUCAGCAAAGCUUUCCAUGCUGGUGGCGAUCAGAAGGAUUCACUCGCCCCCACCUCGGUUCAGCCCAAAUACUCCUUCGCCCCCAGCACCGCUAUCAACAAGAUGGCGCGACCAUUCACGCCAGGCGGCGGUAACACGGUCAUUAAACCAGUGACAUACGCCCCUAAAGUAAACACCCCGGCCUCAGCGCCCCCCGCCAACAUGCUACAGCCACACAACGGCGUCAAGGCCUCUCAGUCACCUGCUAAGACCCAGACAGCAGACAAACCUGACGCCUCUAAGACUCCAGCUCCAGUCACGGCUGGUCCUCUGGUACGUCCUCCGUGGGUGACCGACCCAGGGUUCGCUGACCGUUACGCCCCAGACAAGACCAGUACGGUUCUGACCCAGCACAGGCAGCCGGCCCAGCCAACGCCCAUGCAGAACCGCUCCUCUAUCCUACAGGCGGCUCAGCAGGCACCCGAGGACAGCGGAAGUACCCCUCUCUGUGGAGCCUGCAACAAGAUCAUUAGGGGCCGGUACCUGGUGGCUCUGGGUCAGUCUUGGCACCCAGAAGAGUUCCAGUGUUCCCAGUGUAAGGUGAUGUUGGACGAGGGAGGAUUCUUUGAGGAGAAAGGCUCCAUCUUCUGCACCAAGUGUUAUGAUAACCGCUACGCUCCCAACUGUGCCAAAUGCAAGAAGACGAUCGUAGGGGAUAUCAUGCAUGCUCUGAAGAUGACCUACCAUGUCCAGUGUUUCAUGUGUGCUGCCUGUAAGAGCCCCAUCAGAAACCAGGCCUUCUAUAUGGAGGAGGGAGAACCUUACUGUGAGAGAGAUUAUGAGAAGAUGUUUGGUACUAAGUGUCAUGGCUGUGACUUUAAGAUCGAUGCUGGGGACCGCUUCCUAGAGGCCUUGGGACACAGUUGGCACGACACCUGCUUCGUCUGCGCUUUCUGCCAGAUCAACCUGGAAGGAAAGACCUUUUACUCUAAGAAGGAUAAGCCGCUGUGUAAAGGCCAUGCCUUCGCUCCCGUCUGAGAGGGAGAGAGGUGGUUCAGACAGGAGACCUUCACCAUUCUCUGAACCCUGAAGACCUUUAAUCGCCACUCCACUGCAAACCAGGAUCAGUGCAUCAGAUCCUCACUUAUCGCUCAGCUACAGAUAGAUUCAGCUGUACCUCAUCCUGCAACUUCUAUCCCUGGACAUUCCAAAUGCACUCUGUACUGGCUCCCUUCACUAAGAGCUAAAGGAAUGUACAUGUUAACCUUUCUGACCUUAACCGCCUGGUUUCUCUACUGUUGUUACUCCUAGCAGGUUACUCUAGUAUCAAAUGGAAUGGAAUGACGAAGUGAGACAUAUUUUUAGUAUUGAGUGUAGUGUUAUUACAAACGGAGUCAUUUCAAGCCUUAGCUUCUCUAACUCUAUGUAUUGUCAGUGAAUAUAUAUAUAUAUAUAUAGUUGUUGACCAUUACCACCAUUAUAUAUUUAUAUAUAUGUCAUUCUUCCCUCUGAUUGUGAUGCUAACCAUCUGUUGUUCACAGGUCAUCCUUCACUCCAGUGUGCGAUGGUCAACUGAGUUUGGGCCUGUUAGUCUGGUGAAAUGUCAGGCCCUGUCUAAUCUCAGCCUCGUUCAUUUCACUUUUAAGUGGCCUUUUUAAAAUAUUUUUUAAAGUUGAACCAACCGUUUAGUGUGUCAUUUUCUGAGAUGUUACAUUAACUGUCGCUGCACCACCAUCCUCAUUUAAUGUCUCUGGUCCGUUCGACAACCCUUUGGUUACUGCAGUACUUAAGGUGAUUUUAAUGGGUCCCUUACUGCAGUACUUACGGUGAUUUUAAUGGGGACCCUUACUGCAGUACUUAAGGUGAUUUUAAUGGGGAACCUUACUGCAGUACUUAAGGUGAUUUUAAUGGGGAACCUUACUGCAGUACUUACGGUGAUUUUAAUGGGGACCCUUACUCCAAUACUUAAGGUAAUGUACGGGCAACAUUACUGCAGUACUUAAGGUAAUAGGAACUCAGUCAUGUAAAACUAGUUACUGUACUUACUGUAAUACACUCUCUGUGCACGUUCCAAAUGGCGCACCCUAUUCCUUAUAUAGUGCACUCAUUUGUAUGGGCUCUGGUAAAAAACACUAGUGCACUAUAAAUGAAAUAGGGAGUCACUUCGGGACACAGCCAUAUUGCACUAGUCACUAUAAAAACUGUCGGACACUCCAUAUUGACCCCAGGGACCCAGAAUGCAUCACUUCACAUCAGCUAUGUUAUUAAUUGAGUAAUGUAAAUCAGAAUAGUACACCAUAAAAAAGGAGUAGCGUUUUGAAGCAACACUAUCAAUGUACAGUAUAUGGAAAGAAACGCUGUUUACAGGGCUGGGAGUCAAAUCCAGUUUAAACUGUGGCUCUUGAAUGGAGAAUAAUCACAUAGCCAAUUAUAUUCUAGAAUGUUCUAAAUUCAGUUGGAAUUGACCCCAACUCUGUGAAGGAAUUUGUAGUCGUUUUGUUGUCCUGGGAUUUGUAGUCGUUUUGUUGUCCUGGGAUUUGCAGUCGUUUUGUUGUGCUGGGAUUUGUUGUCGUUGUGUUGUCAUGGGAUUUGUAGUCCAUUGUGUUGUCCUGGGAUUUGUAGUCCAUUGUGUUGUCCUGGGAUUUGUAGUCAUUCUACACAAGUGACUGUAUGUAUUGGACCAAAUACUGUAUGGUCAAGGUGUCUAUUCAAUCCAAAUCCCGGAAGUUCAGCGUGAUUGUUCCCGCGUGGGCUGAGACUGCAUUCCUGGUAAAUGAUGUCGGCUCAAUCCACAAAUUUACAUUCAGAGCGCGCAAUCUGUAUAAUGUCAAACGACACAUUGAAUAGACCUCAUGUCUCACAAGAGACCUGUAAGUAAGUAAGUAAGUACACUGAACAAAAAUUUAAAUGGUUUAAUAUACUGAACAAAAAUAUAAAUGCAACAAUUUUGAAGAUUUUACUGAAUUCCAGUUCAUAGAAGGAAAUCAGUCAAUUGAAAUAAAUUCAUUAGGCCCUAAAUCUAUGGAUUACACAGGACUGGGCAGGGGCACAGCCUUGUUUGGGCCCCUGCCCAGGGCUUUAUUUAAGACAAAUACUCCUCAGUUUCAUCAGCUGUCAGGGUGGAUGGUCUCAAAUGUUCCUGCAGGUGAAGAACCCGGAUGUGGAGGUCCGGGGCUGGUGGUUGGACGUACUGCCAAAUUCUCUAAAACGAUGUUGGAGGCGGCUUAUGGUAGAGAAAUUAACAUUCAAUUCUCUGGCAACAGCUCUGGUAGACGUUCCUGCAGUCAACAUGCCAAUUACAUGCUCCAUUGUGUUGUGGGACGAAACGGCAUUUUAGAGUGGCCUUUUCUUGUCCCCAGCACAAGGUGCACCUGUGUAAUAAUCAUGCUGUUUAAUCAGCUUCUUGAUAUGCCACAUCUGGUCAGGUGGAUGGGUUAUCUCGGCAUUGGAGAAAUGCUGACUAAAAAUGGGGAUGUAAACAAAUUUGUGCACAACAUUUGAAAGAAAUAAGCUUUUUUGUGAGUAUGGAACAUUUCUGGGAUAUUUUAUUUCAACUCAUGAAACCUGGGACACUUUACAUGUUACGUUCAUAUUUUUUGUUCAGUAUAUUUAUUUAAUGGGUGUGUUUGAAAGGACUGUGUGUUUUGAAAGCUAAGUAUUUUGUAAUGUACUGUGUUCGCUGACUAGUGAGAUUGGUUCACUUCUGCUAUGUACUCAUUCAACCUCUGCUCCAAGAACAAUAGGAUUAUAAUAACAGAAUACUAACAAAUAUAUAUAUAUGUAUUUUACUAUUUGUUUUAUAUUAAAGUGUGGUAUACCAAGUGCCUUCUCAAGCUUUACACACACUGAGCUUUAAAAUAAUUAUUCAAUUCUAACGAAAAACUGCUGUAUUCAUUUGUGUACACGCUAGAGAUGUUUUUAGCGAAAGAAUUGCUAUCUUUGAUCGGGGAGCUGUAUUUGGUAUCAGAACCAGCCAAUCAAUAAAACAUGUCUGUAUUCUUC